Molecule: messenger RNA, 1876 nt
Organism: Camellia sinensis
Lineage: Eukaryota; Viridiplantae; Streptophyta; Magnoliopsida; Ericales; Theaceae
Source: RefSeq, a predicted model, not a curated record
AAUACAGCAAUUGUGUUUUCCAUAUAUCGUGAGAUCCAAAUCUCGAUCUCCGUAACCCUUUGAAACCUAGGGUUUGCUUGUCUGCUUGGUCUCAGUCCAAUUUUGUUCGUUCGAGUCUUGGGUUUUCAUUCCGAUCACAAGACGAUCGUACGAAUUUCAAUUAGGGUUCAAUUUUGUUUAUUCGAAACAGUUGCGUGUAGAUCUGAUCUCUAUACAUACAAUUUGUUCGAAGGAUGUCUCGGUGUUUUCCUUAUCCUCCGCCUGGCUAUUCUUCUUCGAAUAGAGACAGGAACGAGGCCUUGAUCGAUUCGAUUAAGCUCCAGAGGGAAAGCGAGAAAGUCAAGGCAGAACAGAAGAAAGAAAGGAAAAGGGAGAAGAAAGAGAAAAGGAGAGAAAACAAAGCAAAUGUGAAGCCAAAUGUCAGCGAACUUGGUCAUGGUGAAAAAAUAAAGCGUAAUGAUGAAAAGACUCGCAAAUCGGAGCCAAAUGUCAGCAAACUUGGUUGUGGUGAAAAAAUAAAGCGUAAUGAUGAAAAGACUCGCAAAUCGGAGCCAAAUGUCAGCGAACUUGGUCGAGGUGAAAAAAGAAAGCAUAGUGAUGAAAAGACUCGAAAAUCAGAGAAACAUAGGGUAGAUUUGAAAGGCAGGAUCAUUCAGAAUGGUAGAGAGCAAGAAGCUGAACAGUUGGAGAAGAGUGGCCUCACCGAAGAACACGAGCAACCUACCUGUCCACAAAACCCCAGCUACUCGUCGGAAAGCAUCCAAAACAGCAACAAAAGGAGGAGGCAGGCCUCUCCUGUGAGUGGCAUUCAUACUAAUGGAAACAUCAUAAGGAUUCGACUACCUUCACUAAAGCAUAAAGAAUCUGAUGUUCCAGUCAGUGAAGAGAGGCUCCAGACUACUACUGGGAGGACAGAGUCAACUGGCAAACACAAUCCUGAUAUUUUUCGUGGACAGUCUCAAGAAGUGUUCUGUUUGACUUCCGUGGAGAAUGAUAAAAUUCGACUACCUUCCCAAAAGCUUAAAGAAUCUGAUGUUGCAGUCAGUGAAGAGAGAAUCCGGACUACUUCCGGGAGGAUGAAGUCAACUGGCAAACACAAUUCUAAAAUUUUGCUUGGACCGUCUCACAAAGAGUUCUGUUCUAAUUCCACAAAGAAUGAUGCAUCUGUGGGAGCACUCUCUUCGAGACUUGAUAAAGAGCAAAGUAGUUCAACUUCUGGGGGAAUACGAAUUUUUGGUCGAGAUAAUUUGCAGGCUACUCCUGUGCCCACAUCUUUUGAAAAGGGUAUUCAAACAGUUGCAUCACUUUACAAAGAUCUAGUUGAGAAUUGGGUUCCCCUUCCCCCACAACUCCUACAGGGUGAGCAAACAGAUCUUGAUGAACUAGAAUGGCUUUUUCAGAAAAAGCAUCAAGACGAGGAAAGAUCUACUGAAGUUAACGGUGAUGCAUCGUGUAGAGGCGGCUCAACCUUGUGGCCCCGUGCCCUGUACAUGCCCGAGGCUGAUAUAUGGGCUUUACCCUUCACAGUUCCUUUUUAAGUUGCCUCGUUGCUCAAAGUUGUGUUAUAUGGUUGAAAUGAGAGCUCGAUGCUGCCCAGUAUUCUUUUAAAUCCCCACCGAAAGAUUGUCACUUAUUGAGCUAUAUGAAUCUUGCGGAUUUUGUUAUGAAUUGAUGACAGCUGAGGAUAUGGGGACACGAGUACAAAUCUGUUUGAGUUAUGAAAUUUGAAAAUGGCAAGGAGGAAUUGUCAUAAUGUAAAAAUUGACUUUAGAUUUAAGUAUAUGAUUUCAUACAAUGUUUGAGUCGUUUUAUGGGUGUAGUGAUCUAAAGAUUUUGUCCUUAAUACAAAACAACAUUGCAAGUCAUUAUUGGAAUA